Messenger RNA from Maniola jurtina (meadow brown), 2948 nucleotides. RefSeq names its product carbonic anhydrase 1 (gene CAH1). NCBI's taxonomy places the organism in Eukaryota, Metazoa, Arthropoda, Insecta, Lepidoptera, Nymphalidae. Gene Ontology annotation, molecular function: carbonate dehydratase activity; zinc ion binding. The record is from RefSeq and is a predicted model, not a curated record. Gene Ontology annotation, cellular component: cytoplasm. Bases 258 to 1055 code for a protein of 265 amino acids. The transcript is spliced from 5 exons.
GACUCGGAGGCGCAGCUCGCGGGCCGCAUCAGUGGCUCGGAGGAGUGCGCGCGCGCGGCACCUCUCGUUCAGAGGCUCUCCUCGUCCUCCGCGCCCUCUUCCGCCACCGCGCCCGCCUCCGCCUCGAGCGCCGAGCUUGACCCUCGUAUAAAGCGAAGCCCCGGCGCGAACUCGCACGCAGUCACGACCCAACCACGAUCUCAUACAUUCACCCAGCUUUCACGCGACACUAUCAGUAGUGAUACCAAGUAGUGAUAAUGGAAGGACAGGAUUGGGGAUACUCAGUUGAAAAUGGACCAGCGACGUGGGUAGAGAAGUUUCCUGAAGCCAGAGGCGCUCGACAAAGUCCAGUCGAUAUUGACACAUCCCGUGCUUGCAGUAGCGGCAGAGCACCUCCCCUCGCGUGGCGGUACUCCGUCAACCAUCCGCGAUCCGUUGUCAACCCUGGAUACUGCUGGAGAGUCGACGAGAACGGCUAUGACUCAGAGCUCCGAGGUGGUCCACUCGGUUCGGAUGUAUACAAACUUGAACAGUGGCACUGCCACUGGGGCGCCGUGAACGGCGAGGGUUCGGAGCACACGGUCGACGGACGAGCGUUUUCGGGCGAAUUGCAUCUCGUGCAUUGGAACACCUCCAAGUACCACAGCUUUACAGAAGCCGCCGGCCAGACUGAUGGACUAGCUGUUCUAGGAGUAUUACUAAUGGUUGGCUCUAGACACGCAGAACUAGAUAAGGUAGUAAAGUUACUGCCAUAUAUCCAGCACAGAGGGGACAAGGUGACCUUCUCAGAGCCCCUGAACCCCGCUAACCUGUUACCGAAGCAUAAAGCCUACUGGACCUAUCCAGGAUCGCUCACCACACCGCCCUGCACAGAAUCUGUUACUUGGAUACUCUUUAAGGAACCCAUCGAAGUCUCUGCAGAACAGCUGGCCCUAAUGCGAAAGCUGAGAUGCGGCGAAGCGUCCUGUGGCGUGGAGGCCAUGGAGGUGCUGCACAACUACCGGCCCACGCUGCCGCUGGGCAACCGCGAGCUGCGCGAAAUUGGCGGCAACUAACACCCUCGUAACUGUCGUAGGGAUGUGAAAUUGUGACGAAUUGCUAAAAUAGUAAAAAAAACUCUUGUUGGAACUAUUAGACGAUCAGUUUUGCUGUCAAUUUUGGAGAUCCCUGGCUGCAAGACUAAAGGAUAAUCGAAAGUCUAAUGGGAUAAGGUAUCACUGAUAUUUAACUGACAAACAUUUGGAUAAUCCUCAUUCCUCUGCUCCAUCAGGCAUCACUCAUGAUUGAUUGAGUGAGUGAUGCAGAACCUGCCGUCUAUAAUGGGGGCUAUUAUGUGCCUUCGCAAACGUGUCCUUUAAAGCGCAUUUUUAAUAUUUUAUUUAUUUUAGCAUCAAACAGCCAUAAUUGAGGACUACAUUUAAGUAAAUGCAAUAACAGUGUAUCAAUAUUACAGACAAAAAGUGCCGAAAAAUGCAUAUUUUUGAUUUCACUAGUUGAUGCUACUAUGCGACGAAUGAAACCAUAAUACAAAUAAAAAAGCAAACUAGAAUGUCGCUUACGCGGUUCUCCAUGAAUUUUUGCCUUUACGUACCUACCUAGUCUCAGAUAUUAUGCCGGCUUCCUCACGAUAUUUUCCUUCGCCGUUAGUUAUUAGAGCAAGUGAUAUUCUACUUAAUUGCUAAUAACGCACAUAGCUCCGAAGAACGUACGUGCCCGGGAUCGAACCCCAGACGUCCAAAUAGGAGGACUCCAGCUAGCCUAUUACCGCUUUUUCCGCAAUUUGAUGUUUGCAUUUGGUUAAUAAUAGCAUCGUUGAUGGUAGGCCGACAGGGAUUUUUAGCAAACUUAAGACUCCAUGGCCCUAGUAUCUCCACGGCAAAUGCUUUCUCCUUGAUAUUUAUAUCACAUGGAGCAAUAUAUAAACGCGCGUUGCUUCUCACAUUAGGGCCGUCCCCGUCCCCAGGGAACCAGCAUCAAUUCAUCAGAUCUCUUACCAUCAUCUUGACUAAGUAAUUCCUGCCGUAGGUACCUAUCUAUACUUAUUAUGGUGGUAAGAGCCCUUUUCAUAGCUCUCAUUAUGGAGCCAUGCCAAAUAGCCUACCAGUGCUCUUUUGGCAUGAGUUUGUAUACUCAUAAUAGUAAUAUGAUAUUCUCAUACCUACCUCUCAAGUUGUAAGAAAGCUUGAUAUAUGGCUACAGUAAAACUUGAUAGGUAGAUAUGUAUCUACCCAGUGCUGUAUUAUAUUAAGUAGGUACCUAUAACAUAGCGCAUGAUAUUUCAAGAGAAUUUACAGUCUGCAUAUUACUUAAUAUAGGUAUAGCGCAUAACUGAGUAGGCUCCUGCGGUUGAGGAGCGGUGCAGGAGGGUGUCGAUACAAGUUGAUGAAUCACUGAGCUCUCGCGCACGUCAUCAUACCCCUCCGCACCGCUCCGCUCCACUACUGCAGGAAUCUUUUCAGUUAUGCAUCAUGCCUGUAAUAUCUAAACAGAAGGACUGCAUUUGAAUUUUAGCUUAAGCCUUAGAAAAACAAGGGGCCUGGGCCAUCGUGACACGUCUUUCUUUAUGUACCUACCUACUCCUCGAAAGUUCCAAAGGAAUGACUCGUUGGCAACGAUCAUUCUGUCCGUUCCGUGUGUAAUUAACAGACUCGACCAUUGGCCGGCCAAUUUCUCCUUUGUUGUACUCGGUUAACAACCGUGCGCAGGCAAUUCACAGUUCAAAAGCAGUGCAUCUGGGUAGACUCAAGACUGCAAUGUAGGUAUACACUUUAGUCAAUCACAAUAGUGCCUAGAAUAGAUGUUAGCAGCUAUUUAUAGUCAGCAUAAACUGUUAUUUUAUUAGCUGUAAAGUAUUAUAGUAUGUUUUGUUUUCCAACCUAUACCUAAGUAUACGAUCUAUGUAUAAUCCAAAAUAACAUUGUUUUACUCACGUGCUUAUUUUAUGAAUA